Haliotis rubra (blacklip abalone) is the source of this 3262-nucleotide messenger RNA. RefSeq names its product polynucleotide 5'-hydroxyl-kinase NOL9-like. Lineage: Eukaryota; Metazoa; Mollusca; Gastropoda; Lepetellida; Haliotidae. Gene Ontology annotation, cellular component: nucleus. Gene Ontology annotation, molecular function: polynucleotide 5'-hydroxyl-kinase activity. The transcript has 12 exons. Gene Ontology annotation, biological process: cleavage in ITS2 between 5.8S rRNA and LSU-rRNA of tricistronic rRNA transcript (SSU-rRNA, 5.8S rRNA, LSU-rRNA). The record is from RefSeq and is a predicted model, not a curated record. The coding region runs from base 1620 to 3059 and encodes 479 amino acids.
UGCUAACUUCCUGUAAACAAAAACACGUGCAAGUCAAAUUCAGGGAUCCCAGGAAAAGAAUAUACGUCUGCUGGUCUCCUUGCUACUUUCCAUUCCUCGUUUGGAACUUUCCAGUAGCUGUACAGUAUCUGGGUUCGCCCUGUAGGAAACAAACAGAUAUUGGAACUUCAUUGGUUGAAUAAUGGCAAGGAAAGUCUCAGCAUUCAUGAUCCAUAAGGAGAAAACGAGUAAAGCCAAACAGAAAAAAACAAAAUCCAAGAAAGUUUCGAAAGUUGAGAAGAAAAAAACAAAGAAGAUAAGUGGACCAAAAGACAAGACUACACUAAUGGAUGUAACUCAUUCAGAAAGUGUUACUGUGAUCAAUCUUCCUGAUGCGGAUAACAGCGGUCUACGAGUAUCUUCUCCAGGCUUUGUACAGGACAAUACUAGGGGACAUCCAGACACUGUACAGAGUACAGACAAGGUUUCAGAGUCAGAAGGUGGACCCAGCAGGAAGACUUGUGAUACAGAAUUCAUCACAGCUGCAAACAAUGAAAGCAUCAUGAUCCUUGAGGGAGCACCUGCUGGUUCUGAAACAACACCAAAAACUGAUUUGAACAAGAAUAGGAAAGGGACAGAAAAUGCUGGGAAAAGGAGGACUGGAAAAAGAAAAUAUGAUGGUAUGGAUAGAGAUAUGGUAAAAGGUAACCAUGGUGAAAAUGCUGCUGCUUUCAGAGAUCGUAUAUACACCAGGAAGAAGGGAGAAACCAAAGAAAUAUGCCAAAAUUUGAAUCUGAUUUUGUGAAGAAAAGUUACAACAGAAGUCUGCUGAAAGAGACUGAUCUGAAUAAGGAACAGAUUGAGGAAAGACGUAAGAAGCUAAAGGAACUUUCAGAGUCAGAUGAUGAGCUAUCCUAUGAUGCCUUUAACCGUUACUAUGGUGAUGAAAAAGACAAGAUGGAGAGCUCUGACAUGGAAUCCAAGUCGGAAAAUUCAAAUGAUGAUGACAGUGAUGAAGAUAUCUUAGAAUCUAUAGAACAGCAGGAGACUUUGUUCCGAGUUUUCGGUCAGGACCAGACUGAAUUUGAUAAAUGUGGUACCUUUGGAUUUGGGUCAUCAGACUUCCAGUUCCAUGAGCAAGGCCCAGCUGACAACACAGAUCCAUUACUGAAUGACUCUGGCUAUUCCUGUGCAGAGAGUCUCACAAGGCUGAAAGGUGAAGAUAAGAAGCAUGUGGUCAGUGUACAGGCUACUGAGCUCAGGGACCAGGCUGGAGGGGAGGGUGGACAAGAUGGCAGGGAAGUCACGGGAGCUGCAGAGAAGAGAGUGGUUCAGUCAUCAAGGGAAGUAAUUGUGCAGGGAGAAUUGAAAUGUGUUUCUGUUCCAUUACCCAAACAGGAGGCGACACUCGUAGUACUUGGUCACCCACAAGAACUCUGCAUCCAGGGCAAAGCAUCAAUCACCAUGGUAACAGGGGAGAUAACUAUCAUGGGACACAGAUUUCAACCAGAUAGUUCAUACAAAGUUUACUCCCCCAUCAGCAAUAGUUAUAAAGUGUUAAAAACAGUCAAAACAGUUGAUUUUAAACAAGUCAUUGAAAAAUCUCUGUUUUAUUUGCAUCAACCAAGUCUGUGCAAGAGAUGGAAGAUGAGUUGGAAAUAUUCCAAGAUGUGCAAAGUGUCGCCUUUGUUGUGCGUCCCUUGGAUUCUGAAGCACACAAUUACAUUUCAACAAUGUCGCCAUACACUGGCCUGUUUACCAUCAGGACUGAGGAACCACUACCCCAUAACAUGGAACUACUUCCUCUGGGAUUGGGACUAUUUCCUAGAGAGUGUGUGAUGAGGCCUUGGCUGAGGCUGUCCAAGGACAUCAAGCAGAUCCUUGACCUUUGGGAGGUGAUGAUCGGAAGGGGAGAUAAGUCUGGUGAGGGUCGGGCACCUGUGAUUUUGACGUGUGGAGGCAAGAACAGUGGCAAAUCCACUCUGAAUCGACACCUCAUCAACUCUGCACUCAAUGUGUGUAAAGGUGUAUCAUACUUGGAGCUGGACAUUGGCCAAACAGAGUUCUCUCCCCCUGGCUGCACUUCCUUACAUAAUGUGACAGAGCCAGUGCUUGGUCCACCGUUCACCCAUGUUAGAAAGGCAGAAAGAAUGUGUUACUUUGGAGCUGUGUCAGCAGCUGCUAAUGUGUCGAUGUACGUGAAAUGUGUGGAGUUUGUGUUUGCUGCACACAAGGGAGACAACCCUCUUAUCAUCAACACCAUGGGCUGGAACAAAGGUAUUGGGCUGAAGCUGCUGGUGGACAUACUCCGCAUUACCAACCCGGACACCGUGGUCCAGAUGGACACGUACAAGCUCCUGGACAACUUCCCUCCUGUCACACCACAGUUCAAGAUGGCGGAGCAGGGCUGGCUGUAUAACACACAGGCCGCAGACGACAUGCAGCAGGACCUGGUAGCAGACGGGCAUGAGCUGUGUGUUGUGCAGACGCCAGUCAUGAAGAUGCAUGAAAAGUUCAUCACCUGGAUGGCAGCCGACCAUCGCAACGUGACCCUCCUGUCCUACUUCUGUAACGCCCUCAAACCCAGCCAGUCCCUCCUGUCUCUUGUCCCCUACACCAUGCCCUGGACUGCCCUCGCAGUCCACGUGUGUGAUGCUGCUGGGCUGAAGCCGUCAAAGAUGCUGUUGGUGCUGAAUGGAAGCAUUGUUGGACUGUGUGCUGCGUCUCUACCAGAGGUCAAGGUCACUGGAGACUCCCACCCAAGAAUGUUGAAAACACUCCCUGUAUGCCAGUGUCUCGGAUUAGGUCUUGUGAGAGGUAUCGACCCCAAAACGAAGCUCCUCUACAUUGUCACGCCCUUGACACAGGAUGAGCUGUCCAAGGUCAACGUUCUGGUGAAGGGGUCAGUGACUCUGCCAGACCAGGUCACCAGGCAACAGGUGUUCAUCUGCUUGCAGAAAACCGAAGAGGCCAUGCCAUAUCGUGACAACUUAACCAGGAGUAUCGGAUCAUGGAAAACCAACUUCAAGGACAGGAAGAUGAAACGACCUGGUGCCAUCUUCAGGAGUCGCCAAAAGUGAUGCUGUCUGUUACCACUCGAGUCUUACUGGGACCUACUGAUGUUCUGAUCAAGGGUGUCGGUCCUGGGACCAUCUGACGUGUUGAUCUAGGGUGCAGUUUUCAGGGUACAGCUGUUCUCUUAUUUAUUAUCAUUUGUAAAUGAGAGUUUUGUUAUGAAAACAAAAUAAAAUGUCAAAUGUAUAAUAAAAAGUUUAUUCAUGUU